GUAGGCUCUCUUUUCUCCUCCAACUAAGAAGCUAGUUUCUGUCUCUUUUUCUCCCUGCCAGGCUUUUUAGGUCUUCCUCAUCGGGGAAAGAUCCAAUGCACCCGUUGCUGCGGAGCCGAUGCCGUUGGCAGUGGGAACGCGCCCCUGCUCGCCGCCCGCUAAUCCCCAUCCGCUAUCUGCUAUGGGGCCCUGCUGCUCAAGCCUUCUACGAGCCCCCUCCUAACUGUGGGCCCUCUGGGCCCAUGGGGCAGUCAGCCUGUCCGCCACCCCCCACGUCUAACUUGGGAGGAGGGGAGGCGAAUGUGGAGAAGGGAUCCAAAGAUCCUCCACCAUCUGGAUCUGCCACCCAGAUUCCUCCAGAGUCAUUUCAGGCCUUCCAGGAAGAGGUGCUGAACUUCCUGAAAGAAGUGAUGAGACUGCUGAAUCUGCCUUACACCAUUCCAAUAACAAACCCAUUCCUAGAAGGUGGAGUUGCCUUGGCUGCCAUUCCAGAUGAUGAGGAAAAGCUGCUUCAAAGCCUGUCUGAGAUCUCCUCCCAGGAGAAAAUGAGUGGCAUACCCAAGGCCCUGAAGCUUUCGCUUGCCCGCCUCUUUGCUGCAGUCACCGUAUGUCGCCAGACCCUGAAGGCCUCCAGCCAGAAGAUCCUCACUGUCAAGGCAGUAGACACGCACACCUGGUAUUACAUGUUCCAAGUAGAAUACCAGUGCAACCUCUGGGCCCGUGAGGCAUUCCUGCAGCUGACCGGCGUCCUUCUGGAAGAUGUGCAUGGCUUCUACGAGCUGCUCUUCACUGCCGUGCUAGAGCAGUGGAGAGCCAUGCUGGGGCUUAAGUAGGCCUCACGGCUGAGGGGGCCUCACUCACUCGAUGCCUGUUCUCUAACAGGCCUGUUCCCUUCUGGCUGGCAGGAGGCAUAUCUGUGAGAUGAGCUACCCAUGUGUUUUUUAUGGCUUUUAACUGAAUCUAGAAAGUUUUGUACUUUUUUAAGCUUUUGAAAUAAAG
Tachyglossus aculeatus (Australian echidna) is the source of this 999-nucleotide messenger RNA. RefSeq lists its product as uncharacterized. The record is from RefSeq and is a predicted model, not a curated record. Lineage: Eukaryota; Metazoa; Chordata; Mammalia; Monotremata; Tachyglossidae. Bases 96 to 833 code for a protein of 245 amino acids. The transcript has 5 exons.